AGCAUCUUUGAUCGCCGCAAUGGCGCAGAGGACUCAGCUGCUGCUCAGGAAACAUUCGUGACCGGUUCUAAAAUAACAGAAACUCCAACAAAUCAUAAGGUCAGCGGUUUCAAUCCAUUGUGCUGAAUGACACGAGCUUGUAUUUGGGUGUGGAUCAGUGCAUUUCUCAGUCGACUACAAAACCCUAAAAUGUUGCCCAUUCAGACAAUCCUGCUUUGUGGCAUUUUUGCUCAAAGCCGCCUAUCUCACGCUUUAAUGUGGAAUGUAUGUUUGAGGAGUCAGAGAGUGAGGCACAAACCAGUAUUUCAGAGCUUAUCAGUGCUCUCAGUAGUUCAUUCACUUGUUCCUCUCAAAAUCAGUUAAACUGUAAAAGGGUUAAAGGGGGUUGUACAGCAGCCCACCGAUUCCCAGAACCAGCUUCAAUUUAUACACACAAAAAUGUGUUUUAGAAUUAUAUUUAUUUACAAUUUUAUUUUGACAUUUAAUAAGGAUCAGUAGGGAACUUGUUAUAUCAAAAUAUUUGAUGCAGAAUUCAACAAGCAACUAUUUAAAAAAAAAAACAGCUCUGUUAUUGAGAUCUGUGCUGGAUUGAAUGAUUACAAACAUCUGCUGCUGAGAGUGUCCUAGAAGGAAAUAAGAGGAGGGAUUUGUAAAAAAUGGGAGGGAAAAGAAACACAGAGGUUCAUAUAAAGAGACAGUAAGUGAGAGGGAGGGAGAAGUGGAUGUCUGUACACUUUGUUGAAGGAGUUGAAGAUUCAGAAGACACUGGAGAAACUCCAAAACUGUUUGAAAAGAGGGCAGAGGAGUGCAGCAGAGAGAAAGAGGCAAGAUGUUUGGCUGCCUGGGAGGCGGGUUGAGGGUACGGUCCUGGUUUACUCUGAUAUCUGGGUUAGUGGAAUGUUUGGGGUUCGCGGGGGCUGUUUUUGGCUGGGCAUCGUUGGUUUUUGUGCUCAAGACUGAAGGCUACUUCAGAAGUCUAUGUGUGAAUGCCACAAUAAAUGGAACUGCUGUUGAAGAUUGCAGUAGACAGGAUGAGCAGCUCUCACUCAUCUUCACCAUCGCAUCCUUCAUGAACAACUUCCUCACGCUGCCAAAUGGCUUCCUGUUUGACCACUUUGGCACCACUGUUGCCAGGCUACUGGGAAUAUCGGUUUACACUGCAGGAAUGUUGUUAAUAGCCUUUUCAAGUCCUGUGAACUCCGUCCUCCUCUUCCCUGCUCUGUCCUUCAUUGCUGUGGGAGGAAUUCUGUUCUUGAUGACCAACAUACAGGUGGCGAAUCUCUUUGGCACGCACCGCUCCACUAUAAUCACUCUGUAUAAUGGAGCCUUUGAUUCUUCCUCUGCAGUUUUCCUCAUCAUCAAGUUGCUGUAUGAGGAUGGAGUCUCUCUGCUAGGGUCUUUCCUCUUCUUGGCCUGCUGCAGUGUCAUUCAUCUGUUCCGGACAUUUGUGCUGAUGCCUCGUACACAUAUCCCAUACCCGCUUCCGGAGAGCUACACCUAUGGGAUGAAAUGUGGAGGGACUCGGGAUUAUACAGUUGCAAAGGUCGAAGAGAAAAACAUACAAACUUCCCAGUCUGAGGAGGAAAUGCCAUUUAAAGAGACUUCUCCUCAAGGCCAAAACACAGACAAAAUGGAGCGAAGUUUCAAGAGCUGUUUGCUUUCCUGGUUCUUCUUGUGGCAUCUGCUGUGGCUUUCAGUGAUGCAGUUGAGACACUACUUGUUCAUCGGGACCUUAAACCCGAUGCUGAAUCAUCUGGCUGCUGGAGACCCAGGCCUUGUCAGUAGAUACACAAAUGCGUUUGCAUUUACUCAGCUGUGUGGGAUCCUGUGUGCCCCCUGGAAUGGUCUCAUCAUGGAUCGCCACAAAGGAAAGCAGCGAGAACCAGGACAAAGUGAACAAGAGGCAGACUUGAAGGCAGCCAUAUUGUCUCUGUCGCUGACGGCGCUGCAGUGUGUGCUGUUUUCAGUGUGUGCCGCCACCCCCAUCCUUCCUCUGCUGUACCUCACCUUCAUCCUGCAAGUCCUCAACAGAUCCUUCCUCUACGGAGGAAAUGCUGCUUUCAUCAGUGUGGCGUUUCCAUCCGUACACUUCGGAAAGCUAUAUGGAACGGUGAUGGCUCUCUCAGCUGUGGUCUCGCUGCUCCAGUAUCCCUGCUUCACCCUCAUUAAAGGACCACUGGGUGGAGACCCUUUUUAUGUGAACAUCGGUCUGACCGUUCUGAGUCUCCUGGCCUUCAUCAACCCUCUUUAUGUUUACCUGCACUGUCGUCGUCAAGCAGCCCAGAGAGCCAGUUCCAACAAAAGUGCCUCUUCAUAAGCCCUCUAUAUGGCUUUGAAAACUGGUUUCUAUUUCUUAUUAGUUUUUCUUUACAAAACUACACAAAAAAUGUAUGGUGGAAAGAAAUAUUUUACUAAUCUUUCAGUGCCCUGUUUUGCAGAGGUUGACUCUUGACCCUGUGAUGGUAUGCAGUGUGUUAUCUCUGCUGGUCAUAGCAGGAAAUUGAUCACUUCCCCACCCUCUUUACUAUUUUUUUUUUUUUUAAUGCACAUUAGUUGCUGGAUCUUAAUAAGGAGCAAUAAGGAGCCAGCCUUGUGACCGUGAAGAUUACACUAAGUAAAUAUCCGAUGAAAAAUGAAGGCAACUGGUUAUCUUCCACCAUCCAGUGUUUUUGUU
Messenger RNA from Sinocyclocheilus rhinocerous, 2674 nucleotides. RefSeq names its product solute carrier family 43 member 3b (gene slc43a3b). Gene Ontology annotation, molecular function: transmembrane transporter activity. The transcript has 14 exons. The record is from RefSeq and is a predicted model, not a curated record. Bases 830 to 2317 code for a protein of 495 amino acids. Gene Ontology annotation, biological process: transmembrane transport. NCBI's taxonomy places the organism in Eukaryota, Metazoa, Chordata, Actinopteri, Cypriniformes, Cyprinidae.